CCCGCUGCCCGGAAGCUGGCAGGGUCCCGGGUCCAGCGUUCUGCCGGCCAUGGAUGAAGCGGACCGGCAGCUCCUGCGGCGCUGCCGGGUGCGCUUGGUGAGCGAGCUGCAGGUGGCCCMGCUCUGGGACGCUCUGCUGAGUCGCGAGCUCUUCACGCCCGACAUGAUCGAGGACAUCCAGCUGGCAGGCUCUGGGUCUCGCCGGGAUCAGGCCCGGCAGCUGGUCAUCGAUCUUGAGACUCGAGGGAGGCAGGCCCUUCCUUUGUUCAUCUYCUGCUUAGAGGACACGGGCCAGGACACACUGGCUUCAUUGCUGCGGACAAGUCGGCAAGCGGUAAAGCGGGAUCCUGAGGCCGUCAGAUCCCUGGACCUUGUGCCAGAGGAGCUGCGUGUGAUGAUGCUGGAUCCAGUGAAGCCAGCCUCAGGAAAACUCACCCCGGUGGUGCUGGGGCCCAGGGAGCUCCCGCCAGCUAAGCUCAGGCCAGAAGUUCUCAGGCCAGUGGACGUUGGUUCUGGAGAAUUCAGGGAUGCCCAUGCUCAGGAGCUGUCCAGGGGAAACGCAGAUUUGGCAUAUGUCCUGCGCGCGGACCCCUGYGGCCACUGCCUCAUCAUCAACAAUGUGAGCUUCUCCCGUGCUUCGGGGCUCAGCACGCGCCUGGGCUCCAACGUGGACUGUGAGAAGAUGCAGYGCCGCUUCCGCUCGCUGCAUUUCACCGUGGAGGUGACGUGCAACCUGACUGCCAAGAAGAUGGUCCAGGCUUUGGUAGAGCUGGCGCAGCGGGACCACCGUGCCCUGGACUGCUGUGCGGUGGUCAUCCUCUCCCACGGCUGUCAGGCCAGCCACCUCCAGUUUCCGGGUGCUGUCUACGGCACAGAUGGAUGUUCUGUGUCCGUUGAGAAGAUUGUGAACAUCUUCAACGGGACCAGCUGCCCCAGCCUGGGGGGGAAGCCCAAGCUCUUUUUCAUCCAGGCCUGUGGUGGGGAGCAGAAAGACCAUGGGUUUAUGGUGGCCCACGCUUCUCCUGGAGACAGGGCCUCUGGCAGCAACCCUGAGCCAGACGCUGUCCCCUUCCAGGAAGGCCCGAGGACCUCUGACGAGCUGGAUGCAGUGUCGAGUUUGCCCACACCCAGUGACAUCCUUGUGUCCUAUUCGACCUUCCCAGGUUUUGUCUCCUGGAGGGACACCUCGAGCGGCUCCUGGUACAUCGAGACCCUGGACAGCGUCCUCGAGUGCUGGGCUCACUCUGAAGACCUGCUGUCCCUGCUGCUCAGGGUGGCUAACGCUGUUUCAGAGAGAGGAAUUUACAAACAGAUUCCUGGUUGUUUUAAUUUCCUCCGGAAAAAACUUUUCUUUAAAACUUAAAGGGGCCGGGAUGCUCMCCCUGCCUCAUCGUCAUCCCAAGCCCUUCUGCUGCGGUCCUGGAGGCGGAGAGGCUUGGCCUCCUACAAGUUGAGGGUUCCGUGGCCUGUGCAGGGCCUGCUCCUUCCCAACCCCAGAGGGCAGCUUCUGGUCUGGAGGCAGAUGCCAACUGUGUGGAAAGGAGCAGAAAGUCAUGGAUCCACAGGACCUCUUCAUCAGUGGCCAGUCCUGGAUCUGUGACCCCAUGUUCUCCCUGGAGCAGYGCCAAACGGCCCUUUGCUGUGGGCCUUCCCUGCCCUGUUCCUGGCUCUCUCCCUCCAGAUACAGGAGCAUCCCUCCCCAGUCCUGAGUCAU
Messenger RNA from Urocitellus parryii (Arctic ground squirrel), 1714 nucleotides. RefSeq names its product caspase 9 (gene Casp9). Gene Ontology annotation, biological process: regulation of apoptotic process; proteolysis. Lineage: Eukaryota; Metazoa; Chordata; Mammalia; Rodentia; Sciuridae. The record is from RefSeq and is a predicted model, not a curated record. Gene Ontology annotation, molecular function: cysteine-type endopeptidase activity.